GUUUCAGUUGGAGAAUGCCCAGUCCAGCUUCACCCUUCUUCACUGGUGGUGAGAUAUGGAGAUUUAGCAUCAGCAAACUGCACCGUGUCUGAAGGUCACCUGGGGAUCGGCUGGGAGGCUUCAGAAGGAUCUGUAGAUAUGGUACAAGAUGUCCAGUUUGUGACCUGGAGAGUGGAGAACCUGACAGACUGGCAUAUUGAACCAAAGUGCUUUGGGAACUUCAAUAACACUGGAACAGAAGAAAUACACCAGUGUGUGGAAGCGCUCCAGGUCACUCUCUACAAGACUCCAGACAGUGUGUCCAUCAGCUCUGUGGAUCACACCGGCCCGAUGGUGGAGGGGAGACAGUACCAGCUCCAGUGUGAGGUCCAGAACAUCGCUCCUGUUCAGAACCUCACUGUGAAGUGGUACAGAGGGGAGAUAUUAGAGCGUGAAAGCUCCUUUAAUAACAUCACUAAGACACCUAUGAAUGUGUCCUCUACCCUCACAAUCACGCCCAGCAGAGCUGACGAUGGAGCUCAGUACAGCUGUGUGGCAGAGCUGGAACUGAGACCUGAAGGACCACAACCCCCCCCUGAAGUGAAGUCUGAGCCCCUCAAAAUCACUGUGCACUAUAAACCCUCGAUCACAAAGUGUCCAAACCAAGAGGAGCUGAGGGAGGGUGACUCUCUAGGUGCUCUCCUGUUUAUAACUGAGGGGAACCCCUCCCCCAGGGUCACAUGGUACAGAGACCAAUCAGAGGUCAACAGCUCCACACCCCUGACCAGGAAGGACUCAGGGCAGUACGUCCUCACAGCCAGAAACAGCCUGGGCAGCACCAACUGCACAUUCAGCCUCACAGUAGGGUAUGCACCUGAGCUUAGCUGUGAUUACAGCUAUGAGGUGACAGAGACGCAGAGCUAUACCCUCAACUGCACAGCUGAGGGGUACCCUGCACCUGAGGUCACCUGGAUGAAGCAGGGGGAGAAGGUGGAGCUCCCAGCACACCUGGGCAGGCAGCACGCAGGGCUGUACACCCUCAUAGCUAACAACACCUACGGAACAGUCAGCCACACACUGGAGAUUAAAGUUCUCUAUAAACCCUCGAUCACAAAGUGUCCAAACCAAGAGGAGCUGAGGGAGGGUGACUCUCUAGGUGCUCUCCUGUUUAUAACUGAGGGGAACCCCUCUCCCAGGGUCACAUGGUACAGAGACCAAUCAGAGGUCAACAGCUCCACACCCCUGACCAGGAAGGACUCAGGGCAGUACAUCCUCACAGCCAGAAACAGCCUGGGCAGCACCAACUGCACAUUCAGCCUCACAGUAGGGUGUACGUUUCAUCACACCUCCACCUUUGACCUUUGA
Molecule: messenger RNA, 1344 nt
Organism: Megalops cyprinoides (Indo-Pacific tarpon)
Lineage: Eukaryota; Metazoa; Chordata; Actinopteri; Elopiformes; Megalopidae
Product: hemicentin-2-like
Exons: 5
Biological process (GO): cell adhesion
Molecular function (GO): integrin binding
Source: RefSeq, a predicted model, not a curated record